UUAUAAGGCCUGUACCACGAAGGGGCAGGGGACAUUGAGCUCCGAGAGUCCCAGCUCUCUCCUGCUACUCUCAGCCUGAUUUAGCUGUUGACAGCUGCUGCUCAGCAGCCCAGCUAGCUGCCUGCCUGUGGCCUAGCCAGCCCCCAAGCCCCAGACCCUUCGUUCCUGUGACUCCUAUAGCUAUCCCCAAAAUGGCUGAGAAAGAAGAAGCUGCUGCUGCUGCUGCUGCUGCUGCUCCUCAAAAUGGAGAGGGGGACUCUGACAACCUGGAUGACCCGGAGAAACUGAAGGAGCUGAUUGAGUUACCGCCCUUUGAGAUCGUCACAGGGGAACGGCUUCCUGUCAAUUAUUUUAAGUUUCAGUUCAGGAAUGUGGAAUACAGCUCUGGACGGAACAAGACCUUCCUGUGCUAUGUGGUGGAAGUCCAGGGCAAGGACGGCCAAGGCCAGAUGUCCCGGGGCUACCUGGAGGAUGAGCAUGCAGGAGCCCAUGCAGAAGAGGCCUUUUUCAAAACCAUCCUGCCCACCUUUGACCCUGCCCUUCGCUACAAUGUCACUUGGUACGUCUCCUCCAGCCCUUGUGCAGCCUGUGCAGACCGUAUCUCAAGCACCCUGAGCAAAAACAAAAACCUUAGGAUGCUCCUUUUGGUGGGUCGGCUCUUCAUGUGGGAAGAGCCUGAGAUCAAGGCUGCCUUGAAGAAGUUGAAGGAAGCAGGAUGCAAGCUACGGAUCAUGAAGCCCCAGGACUUCGAGUAUGUGUGGCAGAAUUUCGUGGAGCAAGAAGAGGGAGAGUCGAAGGCCUUUGUGCCCUGGGAGGACAUUCAGGAGAACUUCCUUUACUAUGAGGAGAAGCUGGCUGAGGUCCUGCACUGAUCUGCCUUUACAUGGCUAGCCUGUCACCUCUAAGAGACAUCAGUGACAUACACAGCCAUCUGGGACAUGCCUGUGGCUUCCUAAUACCACUUGGAGCCAGAAUAUCUAAGUCAACCUCAUCAGACAGGCCCCAAUGGACUAAAAAUAUACUCCCUGUGCUUUAAUUAAUUUAAGCUGUGCCCCUCUUUGUUAAAGUUGCUCAUGGAGGGUGGGGGUGGGGGAAAGUUAAAAUAAGCCGGGGUGGUGGGGACAACAGUGAAAACUUAAGUGUUUAGGCGACAGGUUAUAGUCACCUCCCAACAGGCUGCAUCAUAAUUCAAAUAUCCUCAGAUCCAAAGUGCAAGUCAUAAAAAUAUGUCCAGCAAUGUGUUUUGUAAUGUUAAGAACCUUUUUUAAAAGAAAAAAACAGGGAUGAUUACCAAAAGAGA
Dromiciops gliroides (monito del monte) is the source of this 1300-nucleotide messenger RNA. It is a transcript of the gene APOBEC2, whose product is annotated as apolipoprotein B mRNA editing enzyme catalytic subunit 2. The coding region runs from base 192 to 872 and encodes 226 amino acids. The transcript is spliced from 3 exons. The record is from RefSeq and is a predicted model, not a curated record. Gene Ontology annotation, biological process: cytidine to uridine editing. Gene Ontology annotation, molecular function: RNA binding; cytidine deaminase activity. Gene Ontology annotation, cellular component: nucleus; cytoplasm. NCBI's taxonomy places the organism in Eukaryota, Metazoa, Chordata, Mammalia, Microbiotheria, Microbiotheriidae.